Messenger RNA from Chinchilla lanigera (long-tailed chinchilla), 1891 nucleotides. It is a transcript of the gene Gpr89a, whose product is annotated as G protein-coupled receptor 89A. Gene Ontology annotation, biological process: intracellular pH reduction. Bases 122 to 1495 code for a protein of 457 amino acids. Gene Ontology annotation, cellular component: Golgi cisterna membrane. The transcript is spliced from 13 exons. The record is from RefSeq and is a predicted model, not a curated record. Gene Ontology annotation, molecular function: voltage-gated monoatomic anion channel activity. NCBI's taxonomy places the organism in Eukaryota, Metazoa, Chordata, Mammalia, Rodentia, Chinchillidae.
GUUGUAGAGCGACAGUCUAGGUCGCUGAUUCGGGCGGAGGCUACCUGAGAGUGAUGGGCUGGCGGCCGCAGCGUGGGAUGGCUUUGGGUAGUGAAGGCUCCAGCCCUCCCUAAACUUCACCAUGAGUUUCCUCAUCGAUUCCAGCAUCAUGAUUACCUCCCAGAUAUGUUUUUUUGGAUUUGGGUGGCUUUUCUUCAUGCGCCAAUUGUUUAAGGACUAUGAGGUGCGUCAGUAUGUUGUACAGGUGAUCUUCUCUGUGACUUUUGCAUUUUCUUGCACCAUGUUUGAGCUUAUCAUCUUUGAAAUCUUAGGAGUACUGAGUAGCAGCUCCCGUUAUUUUCACUGGAAAAUGAACCUAUGUGUAAUUCUGCUGAUCCUAGUUUUCAUGAUACCUUUUUAUAUUGGCUAUUUUUUUGUGAGCAACAUCCGACUAUUACAUAAACAGCGACUGCCUUUUUCCUGUCUCUUAUGGUUGACAUUUAUGUAUUUCUUCUGGAAACUGGGAGAUCCAUUUCCCAUUCUCAGCCCAAAACAUGGGAUCUUGUCCAUAGAACAGCUCAUCAGCCGGGUAGGUGUGAUUGGAGUGACUCUCAUGGCUCUGCUUUCUGGAUUUGGUGCUGUCAACUGCCCAUACACAUACAUGUCCUACUUCCUCAGGAAUGUGACUGACACAGAUAUUCUAGCCCUGGAACGGCGACUUCUUCAAACCAUGGAUAUGAUCAUAAGCAAAAAGAAAAGGAUGGCAGUGGCACGGAGAACUAUGUUCCAGAAGGGAGAGGUGCAUAACAAGCCAUCAGGGUUCUGGGGAAUGAUAAAGAGUGUUACUACUUCAGCUCCAGGAAGUGAAAUGCCAGAUCUUACUCUUAUUCAACAGGAAGUGGAUGCUUUGGAAGAACUAAGCAGGCAGCUUUUUCUGGAAACGGUUGAUCUAUAUGCCACCAAGGAGAGAAUAGAAUAUUCCAAAACAUUCAAAGGAAAAUAUUUUAAUUUUCUGGGUUACUUUUUCUCUAUUUACUGUGUUUGGAAAAUUUUCAUGGCAACCAUCAAUAUUGUUUUUGAUCGAGUUGGGAAAACUGAUCCUGUCACAAGAGGCAUUGAGAUCACUGUGAAUUACCUAGGAAUACAGUUUGAUGUGAAGUUCUGGUCCCAACACAUUUCCUUCAUUCUAGUUGGAAUAAUCAUUGUCACAUCCAUCAGAGGAUUGCUAAUCACUCUUACCAAGUUCUUUUAUGCCAUCUCAAGCAGUAAGUCCUCCAAUGUCAUUGUCCUGCUUUUAGCACAGAUAAUGGGCAUGUACUUCGUCUCCUCUGUACUGCUCAUCCGAAUGAGUAUGCCACUAGAGUACCGCACCAUAAUCACAGAAGUCCUUGGAGAACUGCAAUUUAACUUCUAUCACCGUUGGUUUGAUGUCAUCUUCCUGGUCAGCGCCCUUUCCAGCAUAUUAUUCCUCUAUUUGGCCCACAAACAGGCACCAGAGAAGCAUAUGGCACCUUGAACUCAAGCUUAUUACAGACUGUCAGAAACCAACAGCAUCAGAAUUUGAAUCUGAGGAAAAGCCAUGGAGGGGACCAGGGCCAAAUGUUUUUCAACAAAAUGCUGUGGUUCUACCUCAUGUUCUAACUUCAGCAUAUACCUUUCUCCUCAGAUGAUAGUGUGGUCAUAAGUAGCAUCAGCUGGAACAUGAGCAGGAGAGGUAACUCAAGGCAGUACUCAGCAGUGAGCACACAAAGUCAUAAGGCAGGGAAAAGCGGGAAUGAGACUACACUGGAAGUGGGCAAGAGCUGUCUGUAAUAACUGGGCCAAACACUGGAUUUUUACGUCACCGUUCAUGUGGAAAAGGUUAUGUUUUUCCCUUAAGCUUGACCAUCAUUAAACUCGGAAUUGUAACACU